CUUCGUGGGCACUUACCUCGUUGACGGCGAUGAGUCCAGCUGUGCUGCAGCUGCUACCAAUUGAACUUUACCAGCGGGGCAGUCAAGGGCAAAUCGAUGAUUGUGCAAGCCUCUAACACAAACUACGAUUCCCCGAAUGCCUUUACACGGUAUACCUGGCGGGAACACGAGCUACGCUGGAGCAUGUGGUAUUGAAUAUGAUGUCUCAGAUACUGUGUUCGGCGCGAAAAAUGUGGGCGUAUCAAAUCGCACCGCCUUCCCGCAGCACUGAAGCCUGGCUGUCAGUGGCGGUUCGACUGGUUCAACGAUGUCGAGGAGGGGCCAAAAUGAUGUCGAGUAUAAGCGCGUGACGUGCCCGAAGGUCCUGACAGAUAUCACCAAAUGCAAACGGGAAGAUGACGACAAAGUCGAAGUAGAUGCGAUCAACGCCAGAUCACCAUCUGCGGCUUCGAAAUUGCCAACUAUGGUUCCUACAGCUAUCUCUGCGCUAUUUAUGUGGUACAAACGCUCGGCUGACUGA
Messenger RNA from Pseudogymnoascus destructans, 520 nucleotides. RefSeq lists its product as uncharacterized. The record is from RefSeq and is a predicted model, not a curated record. NCBI's taxonomy places the organism in Eukaryota, Fungi, Ascomycota, Leotiomycetes, Thelebolales, Thelebolaceae. Bases 308 to 520 code for a protein of 70 amino acids. The transcript has 3 exons.